Cajanus cajan (pigeon pea) is the source of this 1291-nucleotide messenger RNA. Its product is annotated as 2-oxoglutarate (2OG) and Fe(II)-dependent oxygenase superfamily protein. NCBI's taxonomy places the organism in Eukaryota, Viridiplantae, Streptophyta, Magnoliopsida, Fabales, Fabaceae. The record is from RefSeq and is a predicted model, not a curated record.
GUGUCCUUUUAGUGAGAAAAUAGCGAUAGGUGUGCAGACUCAUCAAUCUGAUUAGCAAACAUAAAAGCAAGUGGGCUUAGCAAAGGUAACCGUUGACCUUUGUGUUCCUUGAAUUGAAGUGAUGGCAGAGUCAUCUAAGGAAGAGAUUGUAGUUGGUAAACCUGUCCAAGAACUGAGGCUGAAUCCUGAAAAUCUGCCAAAAAAUUACAUGUACGACGAAGGAGGGGCUGGAUUUCGUGAUGCUCUUGUGCCAUCCCAGGACGACAAUAUUCCUGUAGUCGACCUUCACCGCCUCUCAUCUCCUUCCACAGCACAACAAGAGCUUGCUAAGCUCCGCCAUGCUCUCCAUUCAUGGGGCUGCUUUCAGGUAAUAAACCAUGGAAUAGAAAGCUCAUUUCUGGACCAAGUGAGAGAUAUUGGAAAGCGAUUCUUUCAACUACCAAAGGAAGAAAAGCAAAAAUGUGCAAGGGAACCAAACAAUAUUGAAGGAUAUGGCAACGAUAUAAUAUUUUCAGAAAAUCAAAGGCUUGACUGGACUGACAGAGUAUACAUAAAGGUGCAGCCUGAAGAUCAGAGAAAGUUCCAAUUUUGGCCCCCAAACCCCAUUGAUUUCAGGAGUACUGUCCUACAGUAUACCGAAAGCAUAAAGCUUCUAAGUGAAGUAAUUCUGAAGGCCAUGGCAAAGUCACUGAACUUGGAAGAGGAUAGCUUCAUAAAUGAAUGUGGUGAGAGAGCUGUUAAGUUUCUGAGAUUCAACUACUACCCUCCAUGUCCAAUGCCUGAUCAUGUUCUCGGCCUGAAGCCACAUGCGGAUGGAUCCGUCAUAACUUUUCUGUUGCAAGACAAACAAGAAGAAGGCCUCCAAGUCCUCAAAGAUGACCAGUGGUUUAAAGUUCCAAUCGUCCCUCAUGCUCUCCUGAUUAAUGUUGGUGAUCAAAUGGAGAUACUGAGCAAUGGAAUUUUCCGGAGUCCAGUACACAGGGCAGUGAUAAAUGCAGAAAAUGAAAGACUCACAGUGGCAAUGUUCUGUACCCCAGAUCCAGAAAAAGAGAUUAAACCACUGGAUAAGCUAGUGAAUGAGUCAAGGCCAGCAUUAUACAGACCUGUGAAAAAAUAUACUGAGAUCUAUUUCCAGUAUUACCAACAAGGUAGAAGACCAAUUGAAGCUUCAAGGAUUUAACUACACAAGUUGAAUGCUUCUCCGAAUUCAAUUAAAUAAAAUCUGUGUAACUAAAUUCACGGUUGAGAUGUAUGACUAUGGAGUUUUAUUUGCAAACAGUUGAGAAGUUCA